This is a messenger RNA of Chrysochloris asiatica (Cape golden mole), 2377 nucleotides long. RefSeq names its product mannosyl (alpha-1,6-)-glycoprotein beta-1,6-N-acetyl-glucosaminyltransferase (gene MGAT5). The record is from RefSeq and is a predicted model, not a curated record. The transcript has 16 exons. Gene Ontology annotation, cellular component: Golgi apparatus. Gene Ontology annotation, biological process: protein N-linked glycosylation. Lineage: Eukaryota; Metazoa; Chordata; Mammalia; Afrosoricida; Chrysochloridae. Gene Ontology annotation, molecular function: alpha-1,6-mannosylglycoprotein 6-beta-N-acetylglucosaminyltransferase activity. Bases 146 to 2371 code for a protein of 741 amino acids.
CAGCAGAAUGGAACUGAGGAGAGGACAUUGGCUGACGCAGGAGCCCGAGUGAGCCUGACAGAUUUGCAAGCUCAGCCCACACCAUGAACUGGUGUCUGCCUUCUGCACUUUGAGAGCCCAGGACAGGUGAAGUUGCCAGAGAGCAAUGGCUCUCUUUACUCCGUGGAAGUUGUCCUCUCAGAAGCUGGGUUUUUUUCUGGUGACUUUUGGCUUCAUUUGGGGCAUGAUGCUCCUGCAUUUUACCAUCCAGCAGCGAACUCAGCCUGAAAGCAGCUCCAUGUUGUGUGAGCAGAUCCUGGACCUCAGCAAAAGGUAUAUCAAGGCACUGGCCGAUGAAAACAGGAACGUGGUGGAUGGACCAUAUGCUGGUGUCAUGACAGCUUACGAUUUAAAGAAGACUCUUGCUGUGUUACUGGACAAUAUUUUGCAGCGCAUUGGCAAGUUAGAGUCGAAGGUGGACAAUCUUGUAAUCAAUGGUACGGGAACAAACUUGACCAACUCCACCACAGCUGUUCCCAGCUUGGGUGCACUUGAGAAAAUUAAUAUGGCAGAUAUCAUUAAUGGAGCUCAAGAAAAAUGUGUAUUGCCUCCUAUGGAUGGCUAUCCUCAUUGCGAGGGGAAAAUCAAGUGGAUGAAAGACAUGUGGCGCUCGGAUCCCUGCUACGCGGACUAUGGGGUGGAUGGGUCCACCUGCUCCUUUUUUAUUUACCUCAGUGAGGUUGAAAAUUGGUGUCCUCAUUUACCUUGGAGAGCAAAAAAUCCCUACGAAGAAGCUGAUCAUAACUCAUUGGCCGAAAUCCGUACGGACUUUAAUAUUCUCUACAGUAUUAUGAAAAGGCAUGAAGAAUUCCGGUGGAUGAGACUGCGGAUCCGGCGAAUGGCUGAUGCUUGGAUCCAGGCAGUCAAGUCACUGGCAGAAAAGCAGAAUCUUGAAAAGAGAAAGAGGAAAAAAGUCCUCGUUCAUCUGGGACUCCUGACCAAGGAAUCUGGAUUUAAGAUUGCCGAGACAGCUUUCAGCGGUGGCCCUCUUGGUGAAUUAGUGCAGUGGAGUGAUUUAAUUACAUCUCUGUACUUACUGGGCCAUGACAUUAGGAUUUCAGCUUCACUGGCUGAGCUCAAGGAAAUAAUGAAGAAAGUCGUAGGAAACAGAUCUGGCUGUCCAACGGUAGGGGACAGAAUCGUGGAGCUCAUUUAUAUUGAUAUUGUGGGACUAGCACAAUUCAAGAAAACUCUUGGGCCAUCUUGGGUUCAUUACCAGUGCAUGCUCCGAGUCCUAGACUCAUUUGGCACUGAACCUGAAUUUAACCAUGCAAAUUAUGCUCAAUCUAAAGGCCACAAGACCCCAUGGGGAAAAUGGAAUCUGAACCCUCAGCAGUUUUAUACCAUGUUUCCUCAUACCCCAGACAACAGCUUUCUGGGCUUUGUGGUGGAACAGCACCUGAACUCCAGUGACAUCUACCACAUUAACGAAAUCAAAAGGCAGAACCAGUCCCUUGUGUAUGGCAAGGUGGAUAGCUUCUGGAAGAAUAAGAAGAACUACUUGGACAUUAUUCACACAUACAUGGAAGUACAUGCAACUGUCUAUGGUUCCAGCACCAAGAAUAUUCCCAGUUACGUGAAGAACCAUGGUAUUCUCAGUGGCCGGGACCUGCAGUUUCUUCUCCGAGAAACCAAGUUAUUUGUUGGACUGGGAUUUCCUUAUGAGGGUCCAGCUCCCCUGGAGGCCAUUGCAAAUGGGUGUGCUUUCCUGAAUCCCAAGUUCAGCCCACCCAAAAGCAGCAAAAACACAGAUUUUUUCAUCGGCAAGCCAACUCUAAGAGAGCUGACAUCUCAGCAUCCUUAUGCUGAAGUUUUCAUCGGUCGGCCACACGUGUGGACUGUGGACCUCAAUAACCAGGAGGAAGUGGAGGAUGCAGUGAAAGCGAUUUUAAAUCAAAAGAUUGAGCCAUACAUGCCAUUUGAAUUCACAUGUGAGGGGAUGCUGCAGAGAAUCAACGCUUUCAUCGAAAACCAGGACUUCUGCCAUGGACAGGUGAUGUGGCCACCUCUCAGUGCCCUACAGGUCAAGUUUGCUGAACCUGGGAAGUCCUGCAAGCAGGUGUGUCAGCAGAGCCAGCUCAUCUGUGAGCCGUCCUUUUUCCAGCACCUCAACAAAGACAAGGAUAUGCUGAAGUAUGAGGUGAUCUGCCAAAGCUCCGAGCUGGCCAAGGAUAUCCUGGUGCCCUCCUUUGACCCCAAGAACAAGCACUGUGUGUUUCAAGGGGACCUGCUGCUUUUCAGCUGUGCAGGCGCCCACCCCAGGCACCAGAGGAUCUGCCCGUGCCGGGACUUCCUCAAGGGCCAGGUAGCCCUCUGCAAGGACUGUCUAUAGCGGCCA